CUGAUGCCGAUACACAACCAUUCUGGUUGGAUUAGAUUAGUGGGUUGACUCUAUCUUCCUUGUUCUUUCCUUCUUUGCAUGACCAAAAAAUUUAUUUCAUUUCUCUGUGUUCUGUGUCUGGUUCUUCUUGUUGUUGGGGUAAAGUAAAAGCAAAAGCAAAAGCAAAAGCAGUAGUGUGAAAACUCAAACAUGGGUUCAGGCAACAGUUGCAUGGGGUCACACCCAUCUGGGUCAAGGUCACAGCUGAGCCGCUCAGGCACAGCAAUGUCAAAAAGGUCUAAGCUUUCCUUUCUCAUCUGUGGUGCUUCCUCUGGUUCUCACACUCCCUUUCAGGUGGAAAAUCAUCUCACUAAAUCAACAGCAAGACCCCUAGAAAAGAAGCCUCCCCUUAAUAGUGUAUCCCUAAAGCCCAUGGAGCAGCCAUCCUCAAAUUGUACUUCAGAAACUGGGUUCAGUAGCUCCAGCCCUGAUAGUGGAGCCUCAUCUGAAGUCAUUCGUGGUACUGUUGUUAAAAGUUCUGCUGAAUUUGGUCUGAUAAAUCUUGAAACAUCUAGCAGUGGGAAAUGCCUUUCUGAGAAUGACGGAUUACUGCCUCAUCAGGCAAGUGCUCAUGGUACUCCUGUGGAAUUUCAUAGGGAGAGCAGUGAAACAUCUGGUAUUACCUUUAAAGAACAAUCAUCUCUAGAGUCAGGGGAUAGAUCUUCAAGCAGUGUGGUUCAGGAGCCCGCAAAUUUAUGUUUAGUUGAGGAAUCUAUUCCGGAUGCAGCUAAGGGCCUCCAUUCUUCUGAUUCUGAUUCUGGAUCUGCUUCUGUUGUUCCUGAUUCUCCAGAAAAUUGUCAAUUGCUUCAAGAUGAUUCUGCUGAAAGGGUCACGUCUUCAGGUCUAGGAUCCAUUGUUUCUGCUACAGAACAAGAUUCGAGAAAUAGAAGUCGGCUUCAUGUUGAUAUGGUGAGUAUCUCCUCUGACACUUUGUUUAGAGGCAUUUCAGAUGUAAGUAACCGUGAGGCAAGAAGUAGUAGAGGAAUGUUUUGGGAUACUUUUUCAAGACGCAGUUUUAGACAGCAUAGUGAUUCCCCAACGAUUGUUUUCGCAACCAGUCAUGCUGAUGGUCUUAGAUCUCAUGACAGAUGGCUCCUUGAUUUCAGUGAUCUCCAUUAUGACGGGGUUGGUCAUGAUUCUAGACACCCUCGCUAUGGUGGUCAUCAUAGACGUGAAAGACGACGGUGGUCAAGAUAUGAGAGUUCAGAAAGAGUUCAUAGUGAUCUGGAUGAUGAAGACAGGCAUAUGUCUUUCUGUGCAUCAGGACUCCACCCUAAUGGUAGAUGCACUUGUGGGACAUUCUUUUCAGCUGAAGAGCCUAGUAUUCAUGCAAGCAUCUUUCAAAUACUCAUGCUUGCUGAUGCACUAUUUGAGGUCUUGGAUGAAAUCCAUCACCACCCGGUGUCUGAUUCGCCGUCUGUGCUUUCACUGCCAGCUCCAGUGGAUGUUGUAGACUCAUUUCCUCUCAAGAAUCACAAGAAGGCCGAGGCAACUGAAAAUGGAGCCCAGUGUUACAUUUGCCUGGCUGAGUACGAGGAAGGGGAAACAAUAAGAGUUCUCCCAUGUUGUCAUGAAUAUCAUAUGCCAUGCAUUGAUAAAUGGCUCAAAGAAAUUCACGGUGUAUGCCCAAUUUGCAGAGGAGAUGUUUGUGAGGGCAUUGCCGAGGCUUCCACCUAAAAUCCAGAAAUUUCAUCUUUUUGAUGGAUAUGUAAAUACAUAUAUAAAUAGGUAAAGGUUUUUUCUUGAAAUAUUUUAUGCCUACAUAGUUGUAAAACAGUAAAAGUUUUAUGCUUCAGUAAUAUGAUAUGCUAUAAGUUGGCUCCAGAGAAUUAAGAAGAGGGGCAUAUGCAUCUUGUAGUUUCCCUGUUGAAAUUCCAGCACAUCAGAUUUUGUAAUAAAAACUAGAAAGGAUUAUCAUCAAAAUCAUUGCCACACCAUCAAUAUGCAAAAUGGCAUUGUCAUGAUGAGCGAGGUACUGAAAUUUGGUAAUUGCUGUCCAUCAUUUGGAUGGAAUAUGCUAGUUAUGAUGUAGUUUAUGAAAGUGAUUUGAUUGUUGAUUCCAAA
Messenger RNA from Quercus robur (English oak), 2103 nucleotides. RefSeq lists its product as uncharacterized. The coding region runs from base 190 to 1716 and encodes 508 amino acids. The record is from RefSeq and is a predicted model, not a curated record. The transcript has 6 exons. Lineage: Eukaryota; Viridiplantae; Streptophyta; Magnoliopsida; Fagales; Fagaceae.